AUGGACGGGCAAACUGAGGGCACCACGGGCAGGACCGACACACGCACGCCGCCCCCGACCACCAGGGUGGGGAGGGCGCUCAGGGCGGGGGCGGCACCGCCCGCCUCGCACCCGAUCAGCCCAGGGGCUGGCAGACUCCAGGCUGAGAAGCGCCCACCACCUGGCCGCCCAGCGCUGGCGCCCAAACCGGAAGUGCGCCGCCUGGAACUACAACUCCCAGCAGCCCGCGCGGCGCGCCCGGAUCAGCCGAGGGGCUGGACUAGAGGGACUCCAGGCGGAGAAGCGCCCGACACUUGCCCGCCCGCCCAAGCCGGAAGUGCGCCGCCUGGAACUACAACUCCCAGCAGCUCGCGCGGCGCGCCCCAGUCGCCAUUGUCCGCGGCUGAGGUGAGACGGUCGCGGGGGCGCCCUGGGAGGCGCCCGGGGGGUCGGGAGCGCCGGGCGGGAGAGGCAGCGCCGCCUUCAGGGCCGCUGGGCGCCAGGGGGGUCCAGCCCCCGCCCUCUGCGGGGCGGCUGCGCUUCCGGUCCCCGUGCCCCGCGCGGACCCUGCGACCCGCUCGUCGCUGGACGCCCCGAACCCAGCCCCAGCCCCAGCCCCGGCCCCGGCCCCGGCCCCGCGCGUCCGCCUUUGUCCCCGAGGCCGCGCGGGCCGUCCCGGCGCCGAACAAAGGCCGAGGGUCCCCCGGGCGCCUCGGGGGGCGGCGUGGCGGCUGCGGACCAGGUGGCGCUGCCCUCGCCCUCCGGCUGCACCGACUCCGGCACCCGCCUUGUCCGUCCGUCCGUUCGUCCGGGAUGGCUGCCCCCGGCCCCCGGGCCUCCUGGGGUGUCCUCGCCGACCCUGGCUGCCGCGCUGUGACCUCUGACCUGCCGAGGCUGGGCACCCGCCCGGAGGAGCCAGCCCCGUGUCCUCGGGACCCUGCCUGGCGGUUGGAGGAGGAGGAGGAGGAGGAGGAGGAGGAGGAGGAGGAGGCGGCGGAGGAGGCGUCCCCCGAGGCCGGGAGCGGGGCUUCCGGGCCCCCACCAGCCCCAGUGCAGGAGCCGCUGACCUUCCGGGACGUGGCCGUGGACUUCUCCCCGGAGGAGUGGGGGCGGCUGGGCCCGGCGCAGAGGACGCUGUACCGGGACGUGAUGCUGGAGACCUUCGGGCACCUGCUCUCUGUGGGGGCUCAGGUCGCCAAGCCCAAGGUCAUCUCCCUGCUGGAGGAGGGCGCGGAGCCCUGGCGGGUGGAGCAGCCACGGCCCCGGAGCCCGUGUCCAGAAAUGGUGAGAAGUCCUGAAAGUAAAGCGUUGAUCCCAGCACGUCGCAUUUUUGAGGGAGAGCAGUCCCAUAGCAUGAAGUUGGAACGAUUCGUGUGGGAUGACCCUUGGUUCUCCAGGUUAGAAAUUUUGGGAUGUGACGACCAGUUACAAAUGUACCGUGUGAACCAGAGUACAGCUAUGAGGCAGAUGGUCUUCAUGCAGAAGCAAGUGCUGCCUCGAAGAGGCUCUGAACUCUGUGACCUUGGCGCGGGGUGUGGCCAGAGCUUAAACUUUAUUCCCUCUCAGAGAGUUUCUCACAUAGAACAUUUCUAUAAGCCUGAUACACAUGUUGAAAGUUGGAGGUGUAAGUCAGCCAUCAUGUGUGCAGAUAAGAUCACCUGUGGAAAUAGUGAUUAUGACACAGCCUUCUACCAGUCCUUGCCACCUAUUCACCCUGCAAGGGUGCAGACUGGAGAUAAUCUUUUCAGAUGUUCUGAUGCCGUUAAAUCUUUCAAUCACGUACUUCAUUUUGGUGAUCAUAAGGGAAUGCACACAGGAGGGAAACUCUAUGAGUAUAAGGAAUGCCAUCAAAUCUUUAACCAGAGCCCAUCAUGUAUUGAACAUCCCAGACCUCUGAUCGGAGAAAACCAGUGUGGUUAUAAAGAAUAUGAGAAUAUCUUUUACUUCUCGUCUUUUAUGGAGCGUCAGAAUAUUGGCACCGUAGAGAAAGCGUAUAAAUACAAUGAGUGGGAGAAAGUCUUUGGGUAUGACUCCUUCCUCACUCAACAUACAAGCACUUACACCGCAGAGAAACCCUAUGACUACAAUGAAUGUGGGACGUCUUUCAUCUGGAGCUCUUACCUUAUCCAACAUAAGAACACACAUACUGGAGAGAAGCCCUACGAAUGUGAUAAAUGUGGGAAAGUUUUCAGGAAUCGUUCAGCCCUUACUAAACAUGAACGGACUCACACUGGAAUAAAACCCUAUGAAUGUAAUAAAUGUGGGAAAGCCUUCAGCUGGAACUCCCAUCUGAUUGUGCACACGAGGAUUCACACGGGAGAGAAACCUUACGUAUGUAACGAGUGUGGGAAGUCUUUCAACUGGAACUCCCAUCUGAUUGGCCAUCAGAGGACUCACACCGGAGAAAAACCGUUUGAAUGCACUGAGUGUGGCAAGUCUUUCAGCUGGAGCUCCCAUUUGAUUGCCCACAUGAGGAUGCAUACUGGAGAGAAGCCCUUUAAAUGUGAUGAAUGUGAAAAAGCUUUUAGGGAUUACUCGGCUCUCAGUAAACAUGAAAGAACUCACUCCGGAGCAAAACCAUAUAAAUGCACUGAAUGUGGAAAGUCCUUCAGCUGGAGCUCCCACCUUAUCGCCCACCAGAGAACUCACACGGGGGAGAAACCCUAUAACUGUCAGGAAUGCGGCAAAGCAUUCAGGGAACGCUCGGCCCUCACGAAACAUGAAAUAAUUCAUUCUGGAAUUAAGCCCUAUGAAUGUAAUAAAUGUGGAAAGUCCUGUAGCCAAAUGGCUCACCUGGUUCGACAUCAAAGGACUCACACUGGAGAAAAGCCCUACGAGUGCAACAAGUGUGGGAAGUCCUUCAGCCAGAGCUGUCACCUUGUUGCUCACCGGAGAAUUCACACGGGCGAGAAGCCCUAUAAGUGUAAUCAGUGCGAAAGGUCCUUUAACUGCAGCUCUCACCUGAUCGCGCACCGGAGAACUCACACUGGAGAGAAACCAUAUAGGUGUAACGAAUGUGGGAAGGCGUUUAAUGAGAGUUCUUCCCUCAUUGUCCAUCUGAGAAACCAUACUGGAGAAAAACCCUACAAAUGCAGCCAUUGUGAGAAGGCUUUCUGUAAGAAUUCUUCUCUCGUCAUUCAUCAGAGAAUGCACAGCGGAGAGAAACGCUUUAUAUGCAGCGACUGUGGGAAGUCCUACAGUGGCCACUCGGCCCUGCUGCAGCACCAGAGGAGCCACGGUGCAGAGAAAGUCUGAACGGAACUGAUGGGAGACUUCCUGUCUUUGUAUAUGCGAUACUUUGAAAAAAACACUAGAAGUGUAAUCAGGAGGGGUUGUUUCCUAGUAAGAGUUCAGGGAGGCUCUUCCCCUUACUACUCAGUAGAAACAUCUAGAAGAAACGUAGGAAGGAAAAUGAUAGAGGAAAGCGUCGCGGUUAUGUAGCCCUCAUUUAACGUCGGAUAAUUGCAGUGAAGAAGGAAAGCCCCACUCCUCACGGUCCACCAGGAUCUUGCUUGAGGAGCGUGAAUGUAGGGAGGAGACACCUUUAGUGAGAGAUCAAGGAUUUGCGGACCAGAGUGCAUUGAUGGAGGAGAAAAACCUUGUUCUAGGAAGUGCUUCAGCUGGAAAUAAGCUGUUUUGCAUUGAGCUGGAGUAUUGGGUGGGAAGCUUUAUAACAACAUUCUGUGCAUAAUUGCGAAAAGACAGAUUUUGCUAUUAUUAGGGCGAGGGUCUGGGUGCCCUUUAAGGAAUAGAUGAUGGAAUACUAAGUUUGAGGUUAAGAAAAAAAAUAGUAUUGAAUGGGAUAUUUACUGUUAGUCGAGAUUAACCUUAGAAAAAUUAGUAAAUGAGAUUACUAAUGGUGGAAAAGUUAUUUUCUGGAAGUAUGAGGCUGAUGUUGUUGGGACAAAAAGUGACAUUUAAUAUCACAGUGUGUCCGUGUCCAUGGUUUACUCAGUGUUGGAUGUUUGUAAUUUGUUUUAGGCGAUCACGAUAAGUUAUAAUUAUAUUAUAGACACUGCGUCAGAGUACAUACCAUGAAGGAAUAACAAGGACACAGAGUUGUAUAUACAUGUCCUCUAUAACAUCUAAAAUCGUGUAUGGAUACGGAUUGGAAAAACCCAUGGAUGAAUUAACCCAGUUAAUUUUAAAAAUUUUAAAGUUUUAUAAACACAUACAGCACUUACCACGUGCUAAGCUUUGUUUUAAAUGCUUUCAGUUGAUUACUGUGUUCAAUCCCCUUAGUUCUACGAGGUAGGUGCUGUUGUUAUUCCAGUUUUACAAAUGGAGAAACUGAGGCAGAGAUGUUGAGAAACCGACCUCGGGACACAGCUAGCUCAGAGAGGCACUGAGGUUGUUUGGCCUCAGAGGCCCUGUGUUUAACCACAGCUGUGCUGGCUCUCUCCAUUGAUCCCCCUGAUGUUUUUGUUACUCUCCAGUGUUUCUAUGGUAGGUAUUUGCUAAUAAAAAUCAAGAAAUUCCUAAGGAAUGAGAACUGAAGUUACCCGGCUCUCUGUCCUGAAGGAUGUCUGGUAUCAGGGCUGAGCUCCCUUCGGAGUGGGCAGUCUGGGUUGGACAGUCAGAC
Myotis daubentonii (Daubenton's bat) is the source of this 4561-nucleotide messenger RNA. RefSeq names its product zinc finger protein 606 (gene ZNF606). The record is from RefSeq and is a predicted model, not a curated record. Lineage: Eukaryota; Metazoa; Chordata; Mammalia; Chiroptera; Vespertilionidae. Gene Ontology annotation, biological process: regulation of transcription by RNA polymerase II. Gene Ontology annotation, molecular function: RNA polymerase II cis-regulatory region sequence-specific DNA binding; DNA-binding transcription factor activity, RNA polymerase II-specific.